Molecule: messenger RNA, 585 nt
Organism: Suillus bovinus
Lineage: Eukaryota; Fungi; Basidiomycota; Agaricomycetes; Boletales; Suillaceae
Exons: 2
Coding region: 1-585 (194 amino acids)
Source: RefSeq, a predicted model, not a curated record
AUGUCAUUGGGUGCACGGAUGGGUACUAAGAAACCAAUUGACAAUUGGUUCAUACCUAAGCUGGAGCUAAUGCAGAGCAUUACUGCUAGUACACAUAAAUUGGUUCUCUCAUCCAAUGGUCUCAAUUAUGAUCCGCAAAUCUGUCAUCACUUGGAUCGAUUGGAGAAGCUAUGGCACUUUGAAAUUGCCACGACAUUAAAGAGUCAUGUCGUUGAUCCUGGUACCGAAGCUGAGGAUGAGGAGGACGAGGAAGAGGGUAUUGCAUGUGAUGAAGAAGAACCAACUGAUCCACGAACUGCGCUCCUAGAGGAGCUCAAUUGUACACAUGUUACUACUAACUAUUUCAACAAGGCCAAGGAUUUAACUACUCUGUCGCAUCAAGCUAGCACUUACCCAGGCCCACCUCGAACAUUUACCACCGGUAAUGUUGCCAUUCACCUGAACUACAAUCCAACCUGCACCAGGAUGAAACUUGAUGAUGUCUCCAACAAUUUCAACAUACCAGACCUCUGCCAUGCUCUUUCAGCCUUCUUGCAAUGCGAUAUGAGGAACGGAAACAUGAUCCAUGGAGUUGGUGUUCCAUGA